Python bivittatus (Burmese python) is the source of this 1713-nucleotide messenger RNA. It is a transcript of the gene KCNG3, whose product is annotated as potassium voltage-gated channel modifier subfamily G member 3. Gene Ontology annotation, molecular function: protein binding; delayed rectifier potassium channel activity. Gene Ontology annotation, cellular component: membrane; voltage-gated potassium channel complex. Lineage: Eukaryota; Metazoa; Chordata; Lepidosauria; Squamata; Pythonidae. The record is from RefSeq and is a predicted model, not a curated record. Gene Ontology annotation, biological process: potassium ion transmembrane transport; protein homooligomerization; action potential.
AUGGUGAAAGGACUAGAAAUCAAGCCCUAUGAGGAAGAGUUAAAAGACUUAGCACAGUCGGAGAGAGAGCGGGCAGCUCCGCUCGCUUCCGUGCUUGGAAAGGGAGGGGGGAGCGAGGGAAGAGGCGUGUCUCUUCUCUACCGCCUCCGUCUUCGCUCCGAAAGCCGCUGGGCGUCUCAGCCUGGGAGCUGCGCUCUCAGAGCCGGUGGCGUGGGGCGCAAAGCAAGGCUGCGCGCCGCGGAGGAACCCGGAGCCGACCCAACUUCGCAGGAGUUUCCCUCACCUCCUUCAACCAUGCCCUCCGCGCCCGCCCGGGUUUUGCGCGGCGGCGGCGGCAGCGGCGGCGGCCUGUUGAACGUGGGGGGUACCCGCUACUCUUUCGCUCGGGAGGUGCUGAAGGACUUUCCCCUCCGGCGGGUGAGCCGCCUGCACGGCUGCCUGUCAGAGCAGGACGUGCUGGAGGUGUGUGACGACUACGACCGCGAGCGGAACGAGUACUUCUUCGACCGGCACUCCGAAGCCUUCGGCUUUAUCUUGCUCUACGUGCGCUACGGCCACCUGCGCUUCGUGCCCCACAUGUGUGAACUCUCCUUCUACAACGAGAUGAUCUACUGGGGCCUGGAGGGAUCCCACCUGGACUACUGCUGCCAGCGCCGGCUGGACGAUCGCAUGUCCGACACCUAUACCUUCUACUCCGCAGAAGACCUCCGGGCGGAGCCCUCUGGAGGCGGCAGCGGCAGCAGCAAAAGCAGCGACCACCCGCCGCCGCCGCCGCCUGAGGGCCGGGGCGGAGAAGCGGCCCCGGGUAGCGGUGGUGCAGCGGCCCCAUCUGGCGCCGGGGAGAAGAAAUGGCUGGAAAGGAUGAGGAGAACUUUCGAGGAGCCCACCUCGUCAGUGGCCGCUCAGAUCCUGGCCACUGUCUCCAUCCUGUUUGUCAUCGUCUCCAUGGUGGUGCUGUGCGCCAGCACCAUGCCGGAGUGGCGAACAGCUGAGAACCGAAGCCUGGAGGAGCAGAGCAGGUACACAGCAGACUCAAUCAGGGAGCCUUCAGGGAUAAUUGAAGCAAUUUGCAUCGGCUGGUUCACGGCAGAGUGCAUUGUGAGGUUCAUUGUCUCCAAAGACAAGUGUGAGUUUGUUAAGAGACCACUGAACAUCAUUGACUUGCUGGCUAUCACUCCAUAUUAUAUUUCUGUACUGAUGACAAUAUUUACAGGGGAGAAUUCUCAGCUUCAGAGGGCUGGAGUCACCUUACGGGUUCUGAGAAUGAUGCGGAUUUUUUGGGUGAUUAAAUUGGCCCGCCACUUCAUCGGCCUCCAGACACUUGGCCUGACUUUGAAGCGAUGCUACAGGGAGAUGGUGAUGCUGCUUGUCUUCGUUUGUGUUGCGAUGGCAAUUUUCAGUGCCCUUGCCCAACUCCUUGAACAUGGACUGAAAAUAGGGAAACCCAAUGAAGGCUAUGCAAGCAUUCCUGCUGCUUGUUGGUGGGUUAUCAUCUCCAUGACCACGGUUGGUUAUGGAGAUGUCUGUCCCAUCACAGUACCUGGAAGGAUUCUUGGAGGGAUUUGUGUAGUCAGUGGGAUUGUUUUGCUAGCCCUGCCUAUUACGUUCAUCUACCACAGCUUUGUGCAGUGUUAUCAUGAGCUCAAGUUCCGAUCCGCUAGAUAUAGCAGGAGUCUCUCUGCUGAAUUUUUAAAUUAACAAAUAGCACAAUUG